CUCCCACGGGACGCCGCCCCAAGCGCGUGCUUGGCGCGCUGGGGUCUGGAGCCGGCCCUGCAAGGGCACAUUCAGUUCGGCUAAUGCGGGACUUCUGGGAGACGCCAUAGAGGCGUUCAGAAAUAGAUGCAGGGAUUAGACAGGUUGACCUAGAAGCUUUAGGGCUGGAUCAGCAGGCAGCAAUCAAUCCAGCGGGGGUUGAUUUAUCACAUCUAGUCUAGAUGCAAUAAAUUGUCCGCCAAGCGCUCACCCAUCAACUCCACCAGGCUGAGCGGCGCAGUCGAUGGGAGAGUGUCAGUUGUCAACUUACUGCGGUGUCUUCACUGCAGUAAGCAGGUCCAAGUGUGUCAACUUCAGCUAUGUUAUUCACAUAUUCACACAUAGCUGAAGUUGUGUAACUUACUGUAGAUCGAUUUCUCUCCCCCUUCCCCGUGUAGACCAGGCCACAGACUACUUGGAUAAUGUGUUCUUUUACACUUGAUUUGUUUGUUUGGUCAAGUAAAGUUAAUGUAUAAAUUCAGAAGAAGCUUAUUUUCUCCAGUACCCUCUUUCCUCCCACUGCUCCACAUGUAGACCUCACCCAUGCAGACUACUCUAGUUGGGCAGACACAUGUUGCCAGGUGCAGUCUCAGAAGCCACUGGGGCUCCAUGGGUGUGGAGAGCCACCAGUGUGGAGCAACUUGCAGACUCAGGGUCUUUUGUAGCACAACAGAGAUGACUUCCACAACGGCCCUCUGAUUAGUAUCACCCCUGAGUGCCAGAUACAGAGAAAAAUGGCUAGAUUUGGAAGUGAUGGUAGGGAAAUGGUUACAAACCACAUAGGAAAGAAACAGAGAACAGAUGUUCACAAGAUGUAAUAGUUUAUGUGGAAAUAGUAAAAAAACUUGUCUCUUUUAAUAAUGAAAUAUUUGGUGGUAAGCAUUAAUAAAGAGCCAGAGUAGAUGAAUAAUAGCACCACUUGACACAUGAGUUGGUGUCACGUUUAUACUAUAUUAUUUUAACAGUAUCAUCUUUUUGUUUAGGUUUUGACUGAAGCAUUUACUUCUGUUGAAGAAAAGAGGGAAUCAGGCUUAAAUUUUCUAUAAGAAAGGAAAGUGUUGCUUUUCAACCAUGUCCACCCAUAAUAUUGGAGUGAGCAGACAUUCCAUUCUCCCUCCCAUUGUUCCUGACAGUGAUAAGAAAUUUUUAGACAGUAUACAAGGAUACAUCAUUACAGAAAUUGAAAAAGUGGGUUGUACAGAACAAGGACCAGCUGAGGAGUAUUAUAUUAUAUACAGUAAUGUUUUUGACAAGAUAAUAGAGCAUGUUACUGUGUACAAGAACAUUCUGACUUCAAUCAAACAGGAGUAUGAUGCAUUUAUUGAAGCAAUAAAAAAGGGCCAAAGGAAUGCAUUUUAUCUUCAUGGAAAAUUGAAAGUUCUGGCAUCAGAGGCAACAACUCUAAUAUAUUAUAGAAAAAGAGCAAUCCAACUUGAAGAUAAGAUAAAAGUUAUUGAGAGAAAUUCUUCUAGAAUUCAAAAUCUGAUAUUGAAAAUAAGAAAUAUUAAAAAAGUGCCCUCUACAGAAGCUUUGACUCCAAGAAAAAAGAUAAACCCUGCUAAGCCUAUACCAGGUCUGACUGUAAAAGAAUCUCUCAGCUUAGAUGCUCUUUCUAGACACCUUGCUCAGCUAGAAGGGAGAGUGCAGGAACUGAAAGCAGACAUGAUAUCAAAAUACAUUCCUCUGGAGAACAAGGCUGGCCUAGAGCAGGAACUCAAGCACUCAUUGGAACUACGAGAUAAGGCAGAGGCAGUGAAUGAGAAACUGAGACUUAGUUAUAAUAGAAUUACAUUGGUUGCAAAUGCUGUGUCUGCCUGGGCAAAAUCUGACAAGAGCACCUCCUUACAAGAACUCCUCUCUCAAGUCAUGGAAAAGAAGGAAGUUGUAAAAGCUGCUGCUGCCUUUAGCAUCUCUCAUAUAUUUGAACAUGACCCCAGCAAGAGUAAAGAGGCUGAAGAUUUACUUGAAUAUAUUGAAAGAUUCAAUGAAUUAUUUUCAUAUGGUCAGUAUGAGGCUGCAGCAGUUUAUGCUGCAAACUGUCCUAGAGGAAUUCUCCGCAAUGAAGAAACCAUGAUGAAAUUUAAGGCUCUUGGUGCUGUUAAGGGGAGGAUUCUCCCUUUGCUGAGAUAUUUUGAGGCCCUCAUAAGCUCAAGUGCUGCAGUUAGACACCCUCUGUGUGCAGCCAUGACUCUGGAAGCAAUCAAAUGUGCAUUGUUUGAAAAACAGUUAAAUCUAGUUAUGCACUGGGUCACACAGCAAAGGCUGACGUUUUGUGAGGCAGCAGGGGAUGUGAUUUAUGACUAUGGGGAGGUGGAACCAUUCAACAAGUCCAAGUGCUUGGCUUUGGCUCAGAUUGCCUACAGUCAGUGUGGCGUGCACAAGAAAGCUGCUCUGUGCUUGUGUAAACAAGGCCAAAUUUGUGGAGCAAUGGAUUAUAUACAGCAAUUCAAACAGCUCACUUUAGAUGAUUACUUAUUCCUACUGAAAAACUGUCCUAGUAUUGAGCUAAUUCAUUGUCUAACUCAAGAGUGGAAUGAGAAACCAGCAUUAUUAUCCAUUGGGGCUACGAUCCUCUCACUCAUUGAUACUGAUCACAAAGAGCAUGGUUUACAACUGUUAGAGGAAAUAAACAUGGGUGAGAAGAAUGCACUGGAACAAGUUAUUUUAAAUGAUACGGUCUGUACCUUGGAAGGUUGGAAGAAGAUUGCAGAUACAUGUGCAGAAAAUAAGCAUGAAAAAUUGUCUCAAGAAAUCCUCUCAAUCCUUACCUCACAGGAAGGAGUGGUUCAGAUUUCUCCAUUUGAUGAUGAUGAUGAUGUAAAGAUAAUGGAACAUGUUUUCUUGUAGUUCUUCUGUAAAGCAAUUGAGGGAGCUCUAACAAUAUUCAACCUAAGUAUUGUUUUAGUUGCUUGUAUGAAUUAUAGUAAACAUUGAUCACUCAGAAAUAG
Molecule: messenger RNA, 2987 nt
Organism: Mauremys mutica (yellowpond turtle)
Lineage: Eukaryota; Metazoa; Chordata; Testudines; Geoemydidae
Gene: CLHC1
Product: clathrin heavy chain linker domain containing 1
Exons: 11
Coding region: 1111-2886 (591 amino acids)
Source: RefSeq, a predicted model, not a curated record